Molecule: messenger RNA, 984 nt
Organism: Rotaria socialis
Lineage: Eukaryota; Metazoa; Rotifera; Eurotatoria; Philodinida; Philodinidae
Source: the annotation of a GenBank genome assembly
AUGACACGUACAAAUAAUAAUUCCGAAUAUUCAUCAUCUCGUAGAUCGUCCUCAUCGUCAGCUAGUAUAACACAAUCAUCCUCAACCGAAGCCAAAGAUGUAAUUAGUCAAAAUGAACUUAAAAUUCAAAGGUUAUUACUUGAAUUACAAGAUGAUCUGAAAAAAACAAAAGAGUGCUACACUACUAGCCGUGAUGCGUGGCUUUCUAUUCAACAGCCAAAGUCACCUACGUCCUCAAAUGAAAAUGCAAGUUCUCAAUCACCAAAAAAUAAUCUAAACGAAGCAUUGACUAAUGUUCGAAGUGAAAUAGAGAUGUAUAAAACUGCUCUAGACAAAAUUUCACAAGUUCGGCAAUUACAAAUUGAAAUUGCAAAUGCUUCAAAGCAUCAUAAUGAUGCUACACGCAGUCAUACAACACGACGAGGUUUAGCUGAUCUUCUUUCACACAUGGCGUAUGCUUUAAAAACUUGGUAUGGAAACGAAAAUAGUGAGCACGAUACAAAUAAAAGUGAUGUUUCACCACCUCCGCUUUGUGGUGCCGUACCUGCUGCAUCAAAUCAUGUAUGCCAUGUCGGUGAUCGUAUAGCAGGUUUUGUAGAAAGUGACGAUGGUGAUGAAAAUUGGAUAUUAGCUGAAGUAGCAAAUGUACAUCCGAACAAAACAAAAUAUGAUAUUGUUGAUAUUGAUGCAGAACCCGACAAAGGACAUUAUUAUAAUAUUUAUAAAAGACAUAUUAUACCGUUACCACAAUGGCGUGCGUGUCCAUUAACAUGUCCACAAGCAUUAUUUCUACCACGUACUGUUGUACUCGCCCUCUAUCCUCAGACAUCAUGUUUCUAUAAAGGUGUUGUUGAAAGCAUACCACGAGUGGGUAAAGAUUGCUAUAGUAUCAUAUUUGAAGAUUCAUCUUAUAACAGUGGCUACUCACCCGAGUUUGAUGUACCCCAAAUGUUUGUUGUUGCUUACAAAGAUGUAAAAAAAUAA